UGAGGGUCAUAAACUUGCACCUUCACCAGCAGGGAUAGAAUUUGAAAAGUUGAAUGACCCAAAGGCUCAAACUUCUUUUCAAAGAUACGGUCAAUCAAAACUCGCAAAUAUUUUAUUUACUCUUGAACUUAAUAAAAGACUCUCAGGAACAAAUGUUUAUUGUAAUAGUCUCCAUCCAGGUCUCAUAAAGACUGAGUUAUUGCGUGGAGUGGAAGCUGACUGGGGAUUUUGGAUAAAGCCAUUUACUUAUAUAUCUACAUUUUUCAUGUUAUCACCUGAUGAUGGUGCUUUAACUCAACUUUAUUGCGCAACAAGUCCUGAAAUUGAAGAAAAAAAUCUCCGUGGAUUAUAUUUUGUACCAUUUGGUGAAGUAGGUGAACCUACUACUCAAGGUAAAGAUGAAGAAUUGGCAAAAAAGCUAUGGGGUUUUUCUGAAAAUUUUGUUAAAGAAAAGUUGGGCGCUAACAUUUUUA
This is a messenger RNA of Dentiscutata erythropus, 473 nucleotides long. The record is from the annotation of a GenBank genome assembly. Lineage: Eukaryota; Fungi; Glomeromycota; Glomeromycetes; Diversisporales; Gigasporaceae.